AUGUAAAAACAUAAAUCACAGAAAACUACAUUCUGUCAAAAUAAGGAAUACAGCAACAGUUCGGGAUUAUAGUGAAUGAGGAGUUUAGGGAAAACCGCGUGAAUAAAACGAUGGGAAAGGGUCUGGAAUAUGGGGAAAUCUAUGGAAAAGCUGCAGAGUUGACCAAGUUGAAGGAGAAAAGUUUGGGAAAACUUUAGCACUUCUUCGUGCAUGGAUGCGACUCGAGAAGACAUGUAAGGUCAGAAUGCAGGAGAGUUCUCUCUCUCUCACGUUGUUUAAUUCACUGUCGUUGUAGUGUAAUUCAUUGUCGUUUUACUGUAAACGCUGGUUUCUUGUUUUGAGACUCUUAAUUAGAGUAGAGAGAAAAAGACUGCAGCAAAUGGUGGUUAAAAGUGUUGCCUAUUGUACGAGCUCAAUUGAAAAGGGGUGAAAGCCUAGCCACUGUAGAAGAAAAAGUGCUUUACCGCAAUGAAUUAACGAAAGGAGAGAACAUAACAAAAAUACACGCACAAUGGCAGAAACGGAGACAGAGAAGGUGUAUAGCAGGGUCUCUUUCAAAAAGUUUGAAAGUUGGAGCUCAAACAAAAGUCCCUGUGAAAAUCAACAAAACAAAUCAAAGGAUUUGGAGAGCAGUAGCAGCGCCCUUCCCCCUCCAUCUACGGCUGCGGCAGAGAAAGCGCAGCCCUCGGCUAUGCGCAAUGUUAGUGUGUCAAGGAAAGUUUCCAAAAUCUCCGCUGCCAGCCUCGACACCGCAGAGCUAAAGAAAGCCUCUUCCACUCCUCUCUCCUCCAUUUCUCCCUCUAUUCGACAACUCACUGAAAAGUUCAGUAGCAAUAAUUCGGCUCGGAAUCACGGAGCCCCGAGCCCUGGCAGUAACGUGGCCGGGAAGAGCACAACUUUAACCCGAUUUAAAAGCAGAAGGGGAGAGAGAUCCCCGUCUCGGAAUUUAUUCCACGAGGACAGUGGAUAUUUACAAGUUACUGACACGGUGUCAACAGAGUCUUCGACUGACACUAAAGUUCAGCAACAAACGUUUUAUUCAGGCACAGACUCUGUCUCUGGGUCGGAUUCGGAUAGAAAUCAACAAUUGAUUUAUACUCGCAAAUCUGCUCAAGGCAGCAGCGUUGGGUCUGGUAAAAGAGAUUAUUCCCAAAUUGAUCCGUCUAUCUCUGAUAACAAUAACUGCAGUGAAACGUUGAACGCUGAGGAUGAUGUUUCUGUCAGUGGGGCGCCUGCCUGCAAGUCACACAGGAGCUAUUUCACAAGUCACCAUGGAGAUUCUCCUGUUCACAUUGAUUUAACCAACUGGCCCAGUGUCACCAAGAUCCGAGAGCUUUUUGGGGACAGGCACAGAAAGAAGCACCGGUCCACCUCUGAUGCAGAGGAUUUAAAGUCUGCUGACCACCUCGAGCUUUUCAGCAGCUCCAAAGAGAACUCUGUAUCAGACAGAAGCGACAGGCAGUCUCCCAACAGCCCAACCCCGGAAGCCACUAGCCUCUCACUGUCAGACAGACACCGCAGCAGGGCUGCCUCCCUGGGCAGAGAGAGGAGACACCAGGGCAUGGACUCAGCCUUUCACCCUGACCAGCACUACUCAGACAAGGCAGAGAUUGAGCCAGCCAGCGCUAGUAUUAGUAGAAGUGGUAUGUUUCUUAGGGUGGCGCAGCCAUCAAACACGCACAGACCCCACAGCCCCAGCAGUGGAGUAGAGGGGCCUGAGACCUGUCCAUCUAGUCUGAACUCUGACCCUCCACCCUCUGUCCUAGCCACUGGCCCCACCUCCCCACCUCGGAGCAGCUCCAGGGGCCUCUCCUCCUCCUGUGUCUGCCCCUCUGUAGAGCAGCAGCGGAGCCAGGGGGCCGGGCAGCCCAGGGAUAGUUUACAUUCCUCACAUAGCUUCUCCAGACCAGUGGCCCCCUCCUCUGAUAGAGCCUCAGCCAGGGCAGCCAUCACAGCCCGCUGGAGGUUCAGCUCAGGAGACGAAGAAGAGGAGUACCACCGAGCAGGAGGAAGGAGCGCUCCCUCGUUAGGUGUCAGUGGAAGUUACCUCUCCCGCGGUAAGAAUGGUUGGUGGGGUGGAAAGGUCCCCGGAAGGUCUUCAGGCAGUGAAGAGGACAGCCCUGCAUCACUAGGACCUAGCCGAGACACCAUGCGACGCCGUUCACUGAGGAAGAAGAAGAAGAACAGCGAAGUUGCCAUAGCAACGGAACGAGACAAUGGUGAAUCGGACGACAGCGACGACGAGCAGACAGGUAUGAUGGAACACCUAGAGAGACACCAACAGAACACCGCCGCCACUACAGAACAGGCUGGUAGCUCUCGGAACCGGCUCGGAGAACCCGAAGGCUCUAGAAACAAUGCAGCGCAGAGGGGACGCAAUUACACUCCUAACCAGAUGGUGGCGCAGGAGAGCUACAGACGCCAAUACACCUCAGGUGGGCCGGGGACAUCAUCUCCCUUGACCACGCCCCUCACAGGGGUAUCACGGGUGUCAAAGGUCAACAUCUCAUCGUUUAUUUCGAGUCCCGGUGGAUCGCAGACCAGCAGUAGAUACUGUAGCACAGAGACGCUGAAAGAAGACCAAGCUAGCUAUGCUAACAGAAUGGCUAACACUACUACUACUACCACCACCCCAGGCAGUGUGGUCGGUGCAUCCUCCUCGAUGCUCAGUAAGACCUACCACGGUAACUUUACCAUGUACCGCUCCCCCAGCUUCGGACAUGGGGAUAACUUAUCCCGCGCCCCUGUUAGAGUCUGCCCCCACCUUCUUCCCCCUGUCAACCCACCAUCUCCAGCCACAGGGGACACUCGAGGGGUUACUAGGGAGGAGACUACAGUGUUCCAGCGGUUGAUAAGUGGUGGCGUAGUCGGGGAUAAGGACAGGAACAGGAUGUCAAUGUCAAACCCGGAUAUUGCUUCGGAAACAAUGUCCCUCCUCAGCUUCCUGAAAAGUGACCUAUCAGAGCUCAGAGUUCGGAAGACGGACAGGUCAGGGGUUACUGAGGGGUCAUCUGCGGUGUACAGGAUGGGGUCAAGAGGUCUCCACCCAGGACUCCGCCCUUCAUUAAAGGACCUCACUGCAACUCUUCGACGCGCCAAAUCCUUCACUUACUCUGAUAAACCAGAAGGGAUGCAACAUUCAGAUGGGUCCUCGGCCAAAAGAAGCUCUUCUGAGCAACGUCUGGAUUUAGACGGAGAGCGUGAUGGAGGGAGGAGGGUGGUGCCUGCCAGAGAGGUGGAGAGUGACGGAGGGGACUGCAGAGCAGGGGGUUAUGGGGAUGAGGAAGUUAUGCCUACUCCGCUGCAGGACAGGUAUGUACAGGAGGCCAGACAGGUGAUCAGAGAUAUCUGCCAGAUGAGCGCUCGCAAGGAUGAUGAUAACGAGGAUGAUAUGCUAGCGACAGAUUCCACUGAGGAUGACGGUUUCAAAAGGAAGCAAGUGGAGGAGCAGGAGACAAAAGAGAGGGAGGGGAGAGCUAGGGAGGCUGAGGUUGACAUUGGUGCAGCCUCCAUUUCAGGGGAACAAGAGAAGAGGGAGGGGGAAUGUGAAAACAGAGAACGAGAGAAGUGCCUACUGAAGGGAGAUUCUGAGGAGAACGUGUUUUAUGACCGAUUUGUUGAUGAGCUAUCGGGUCACGAGUCAAGCCUCACAGAUGAGGGCAUAGUCACAGAACCAGAGACUGGACCUGGUGACCCUGAGAGGUUAUUUGUGGGGUCAAGUUUAGGAUCAUCUUUGGCCAGAGAUGUGCUAGGUCAACCCCUGACUGUCUGGAAGCAGUCUGCUCUGCAUGAGGAGAAAUGGCCAGAGUUAAACGAGGGAAUGCGAGAGGGAUCGAGGUUAUACGCAGGAGCGGGAGAGAAACGAGAGAACCUGGUCUCUGUUCCUGCUCUUGGGACUGAGACUGAGAGCAUUGAUGUAGUAACAGAGAUGAGCAGCGUCAACAACAACAGUACUAGUGGGAGGACUAAUGUAUCCCAGAGUGCCUCAGCCCCAGGACUUGAGGCUCCUCCCACUCCGAGCGCUAUCCGCCGCCGCCGUAAGUUUUCCUCAGCAGGGAACACUGGUUCUGACUCCAGCAACGGCAGCAACGGGGAGUCCAACGGGGAUCCUACUGUUUACCGUUCGCUAAGCGACCCCAUGCCUCAACGGCGCCACUCUGUGUCAGAAGAAGGGAAUAACAGUUUCUCUGUGGAUAGUAACCUGCUGGGGUCGCUCUCUCUCUCCUCCAAGGGGGCAGGAGGAGUCGGAGGAGGAAGUGUCCCAGAGUCGUCCUCUGCAGCUGAUCUAUCAGAGUGCACGGGCAGCGUGACCAGCGAGCUAUCGGUGUGCAGUGAUGGUGGUCUCCGUGACGAUAGUCUCCGUGACGACUACAGCAACGUGAUCCGGAGCAUUGUUGCAGAGCCAGGAGCAAUGGACCGAUUGAUGACAGAUGACAAAAACAACGGGAAAGCCACGAAGAAGAAGUCCUUCUCGGACCCCAGUCGCCGUGGUGAUGGCCACCUGCUUGACGAAUCAGGGUUCAAAAGUCACCAUCACCCCAACGAACCAAUCAGUGAGCUGGAUCAGCUUGGUCAGAUCCCGCCCUCCAGUAGUGAGCCAAUCCUGAGUGAGCAGAGAGAUGAGCUGUGGGAGCUCGGAGACGAACGUGGACGUCCAUUACGUAGUCGCCCUGUCAACAAUGAAGGUGGCAAACUCCGCUCCCAAUCAGAACGGGAGCUGCACUCCUGUCUCUAUGGUGAUGACACAGAUGGAGGGGGAGGUGGGCAGAUAUUGAACUUUGACCCCGAACUUGCGGAGGCUCUAUCUCCCAAAAUAGGCCGGCGGGCCUCCAGGAAACGCCCCAACCGAGUCGCACAAACAGCAUCGGAGGAGCUGGACCACUCGGAACCAGGUCCAGAAGACCACGGUCCAGAGGAGAGCCAGGAUCAAGACCAGACUGAGCUCAACCUCCCACUGCCCCCGCCCCCCCCCAAAGCCAGGUCCAAGCACGUCCGCCACGCCAGCGAACCUGCCACCUUCGUCCCCAUCUCCCCACCUCCACAGCCCCCGCCUGCCUUGCUACCCGCCUCUGAACCCUCCAUCCUGGGUCAGCCCACUGGUGUGGAGGCCCCCUCCCUGGAGGAUGUGACCAAGCGGUAUAUUCUGGCUCUGAAUGCUCCUGGGUGCGAGGGGGAGCUGUCUGGGCCUGGGUCUGGAGGAACGGUGCCUGUACCAGACGGGUCCAACUCCAGCCCUGCUACUCCCACUGGUGCCAGAGAACCCAGACUGCAGAGGAAGAGCAGUGAGGAGCUGACCACACCAGCCCCACAGAGAGCCAAACCCAGAGUGGAUAUGAGAAGACAUGUCGUGAUGACCCUCCUGGACACUGAGCAGUCUUAUGUGGAGUCGCUCCGGACACUCAUACAGGGCUAUAUGCGGCCUCUGAAGCAGCCAGACAGUGGUUCCCUAGUUGAUCCCUCAUUGGUGGAUGAGAUGUUCUAUCAGAUCCCAGAGAUCCUGGAGCACCAUGAGCACUUCCUGGAACAGGUCACCGGCUGCAUCAGCCAAUGGCACGACAAACAGACCGUGGGUCAGCUGCUUAUCCAAUCGUUCUCCAAAGAGAUUCUUGCUAAUAUUUAUUCAGCAUACAUCGAUAACUUUCUGAACGCCAAAGACGCAGUGAGGAUCGCAAAGGAGGCCAAGCCAGCAUUCCUCAAGUUCCUGGAGACCAGUAUGCGUGAGAACAAGGAGAAGCAGGCCCUGGGUGAUCUGAUGAUCAAGCCUGUCCAGAGGAUCCCCCGUUAUGAGCUGUUGGUCAAGGAUCUGUUGAAGCACACUGCUGAGGAACAUCCAGACCACCCGUUGCUAUUGGACGCCCAGAGAGACAUCAAGCGAUUGGCUGAGAAGAUCAAUAAGGGGCGUCGCUCUGCGGAGGAGGUGGAGAGAGAGACACGCGUCAUGCAGGAGAUAGAAGCCCACAUCGAGGGAGUGGAACACGUCAGAGAUAUCCUUAACCCAAUGAGGAAGUUCCUGAGACAGGAGAUGGUGAUGGAGGCGAAGACCGUGGGGGGUAAGAAGGACCGUUCUCUCUUCCUCUUCAGUGAUCUGCUCAUCUGCACCACCCUAAAGAGGAAGUCUGGAUCCCUGAGACGCAGCUCCAUGAGCCUGUACUCUGCUGCCAGUGUGAUCGACACUUCCAGUAAAUAUAAGUUCCUGUGGAAACUUCCCCUAGAGGACGUGGAGAUUGUAAAAAGCCCCUCCCAGGCAACCAACAAAGAGACCAUCCAGAAGAUGAUUGGUCGAUUGGACGAGGACCUGAGUACACUGGGACACAUCAGCAAACUAUCAGAGACUCUCAGCUUCCCUCACCAGUCUCUGGAUGAUGUGAUAAAGGACCUGAUGGUGUCAGUCCACAGGGAGCUUGCAGAGAAACAGUCUCUAGCCUUCAGUAUGAGCUUCCUGCCCACCAAGCUGGAGCUGACCACCGCCUCGGCAGAAACCAGCUUCGUCUUCGAGUUCAGCUCCCCAGACACACGCAGCAACUUCCAACAGGCCUUCGAAGAUGCCAAGAAGCAACUGGCAAUGAAUAAGGACCAGUGGGACCCAGAGUUCCUGAAGGCUAUCCCCAUUAUGAAGACCCGUAGUGGGAUGCAGUUCUCCUGUGCCUCCCCCAGCCACAGUUGUCCAGAGAGCAGCAGUGAGGUGUGGGUGUGUAACAGUGAUGGUUACGUGGGCCAGGUGUGUCUGCUCAACAUCAGAGACCAGCCCACUGUAGAGGCCUGUAUCGCUGUCUGCUCUGCUAGGAUCAUCUGCAUCGCCGCGGUCCCUGGACUCAAGGGGAGGGAACGUGGAGUGGACCCCUUCCCUGCCCCUCCCCGUGUAGCUGUUGACUCCACCCCAUCCCAGCAGCAGCUACACAUCUCCAUUUCUCAUUCGUCGCUGCAGCUGACCGAGCCCCCUUCAGGGGCGGGUCCAGAGUUAGUUCCGUUUGACAGUGAUGACACGGACGAUGAAGAUUCUCCUAGCCCCUCCUCCACUCUGCAGAGCCAAGCCAGUCACUCUACUGUGUCAUCCAGCUAUGGCAAUGAGGAGGGGUCUGGUUCUAAGGACAUGGCUACAGAGACCACCAGUAGUGAGGAGGAGCAGGACUACCCAGAGGCCAGUCCUUAUGGAGCUCCAGGCAGGCCAGGGGUGGGUGGAAGAGGUCGACCCCACAGCGAGAGCCCCAUGGAUGGGAGAGCGAUGCGCCGCUCCUCCCGGGGAUCCUUCACUAGAGCCAGUCUGGAGGAUCUGCUCAGCAUUGACCCGGAGGCUUACCAGAGCUCUGUGUGGCUGGGCACAGAGGACGGAUGUAUCCAUGUGUACCAGUCAUCAGACAACAUCCGAAACCGUAAGAACAGCAUGAAGAUGCAGCAUUCUGCCCCCAUCCUGUGUAUUCUAUACCUGGACAACAAGGUGUUUGUGUCCCUGGCCAACGGAGAAGUGAUCGUCUACCAGAGGGAGGCGGGGAGUUUCUGGGACGCCCAGUCAUCCCAGACGUUGAGUCUGGGCACGCCCAGUAGUCCUGUCACUAAGAUGGUCCCGGUCGGUGGGAAGCUGUGGUGUGGUUCACAGAACCGCGUUCUCAUCAUCAACACAACCACACUGGUGCAAGAGCACUGGUUCCAGGUGGGCACAGACAGCAGUAGGUGUGUUACCUGCAUGGUGAGCUACGGCCAGGGGGUGUGGCUGGCGCUCCAGGGUAGUGCCCAGAUCAGACUUUACCACGCCCAGACCUGGGACAGCCUGACGGAGGUGGACGUGGCCCCCGCCGUGCACAAGAUGCUUGCAGGUUCAGAUGCGAUCAUCCGGCAACACAAGGCAGCGUGUCUGAGGAUCACAGCUCUCCUGGGCUGUAAGGACCUGCUGUGGAUCGGGACCAGCGCAGGGGUGGUCCUGACCCUGUCUAUCCCAGCCGUCAGCUCUGGGACUGUGUCAGGGACGCUGCGGUCACCUCUGACCCCCAUGGGCUCCGCUCACGGACACACUGGCCAUGUGAGGUUCCUCACCUCCAUAGAACUACCUGAAGGAUUCGAUGUCAACUUCCCCCUGCCCGCCGAUACCACAGCCCAGAGUGGUGUUGACGGGGGUAAUGGGGGUCUGCAGAGGCGGGACUCCUCUCACCGACGAGCCUCCGCCCUCCUUCCCGUCAAAACCAAUCAGCUGGUGAUCUCAGGUGGCGACGGCUACGAGGACUUCCGGCUGACCAAUAGCAGCAGUGAGACAGUGGGGCGGGACGACAGCACCAACCACUUACUGCUGUGGAGGGUCUGAGCCAAUCAGCCGGCCCCAUUUGAUAAAGCCCACCCCCUAAGCACCAGCAACAUACAGUACUGCCUUGGAGAGUUCUCUGACCCCUUUAAACCCCACCCUCAGCUGAAACCGCACACAAACCCCACCCUCCUCUUUAAACCCCUCCCCCUUUUUAUUAGGUCCAGUUUUUUUGUCCUUUGCUCAAUCUUCUGAUCUCUCUGUGCGCGGGUGUUGUUUGCCCAGACUGAAAAACUACAGGCUCACUUUAAACCAGGUUUCUGUUGUUUUCAUUUGUUCCGAUGCAACUGUGUGUGUUGUUAAUCGCUGAGUGGUGUGUGUGCUUGGUGUUCCGGCGUGAAUCACCCUCCACUUGUAUUGCUCAGUCUGUGGACUCCGUGUCAUAAUGAAACUCUACAGACUUUACUUGGAGAGAGAGAGAGAGAGAGGGAGAGGGAGAGGG
Messenger RNA from Oncorhynchus gorbuscha (pink salmon), 8732 nucleotides. RefSeq names its product rho guanine nucleotide exchange factor 17. The coding region runs from base 512 to 8293 and encodes 2593 amino acids. Gene Ontology annotation, molecular function: protein binding; guanyl-nucleotide exchange factor activity. Gene Ontology annotation, biological process: actin cytoskeleton organization. The transcript is spliced from 20 exons. The record is from RefSeq and is a predicted model, not a curated record. Lineage: Eukaryota; Metazoa; Chordata; Actinopteri; Salmoniformes; Salmonidae.